Micropterus dolomieu (smallmouth bass) is the source of this 1026-nucleotide messenger RNA. RefSeq names its product adenomatous polyposis coli protein-like. Gene Ontology annotation, biological process: nervous system development; cell migration; positive regulation of protein catabolic process. The record is from RefSeq and is a predicted model, not a curated record. The annotation marks the transcript as partial. Gene Ontology annotation, cellular component: beta-catenin destruction complex; cytoplasmic microtubule; catenin complex. Lineage: Eukaryota; Metazoa; Chordata; Actinopteri; Centrarchiformes; Centrarchidae. The transcript is spliced from 9 exons. Gene Ontology annotation, molecular function: microtubule binding; beta-catenin binding; gamma-catenin binding.
GUAGUUUUCUGUUUGUAGUUCACUCUGCAGACGGAUAUGAGUCGUCGUCAGCUGGAGUUUGAAGCUCGUCAGAUCCGUUCAGCCAUGGAGGAACAGUUGGGCUCCUGUCAGGAGAUGGAGAGGAGAGCUCAGGCUCGUGUGUCUCGUAUUCAGCAGAUAGAGAAGGACAUCCUGAGGCUGGGAGUUCGCCUGCAGGUAGAUGAAGGUCAGGGGGUGAGUGACAGCAGCGGAUUGGCCGGAGCUCAGAGCUCCAGCAGCCGAUUGGACCAUGAGCCGGCCAGUGAGGCGGGCUACUCUGUGCCUCGACGAAUCACCAGCCACCUGGGAACCAAGGUGGAGAUGGUGUACAGUCUUCUGUCCAUGCUGGGGACGCACGAUAAAGACGACAUGUCGCGGACACUGCUCGCCAUGUCCAGCUCACAGGACUCGUGCAUCGCCAUGCGUCAGUCAGGCUGUCUGCCGCUGCUCAUUCAGCUGCUGCACGGCAACGACAAGGACUCCCUGUUGCUAGGUAACUCUCGCGGCAGCAAAGAGGCUCGUGCGCGGGCGUCGGCGGCGCUGCACAACAUAGUUCACAGCCAGCCCGACGAUAAAAGAGGCCGGCGCGAGAUCAGGGUGCUCCACCUGUUGGAGCAGGUGCGUCAUUACUGUGAGGCGUGCUGGACCUGGCAGGAGAACCACGAGAGGGGCGUGGACCAGGAGGAGAACCCCAUGCCGUCUCCGGUGGAGCAUCAGAUCUGUCCGGCGGUCUGCGUCCUCAUGAAGCUGUCCUUUGAUGAAGAACACCGGCACGCCAUGAACGAGCUCGGAGGUCUGCAGGCGGUGGCAGAGCUGCUGCAGGUGGACUGUGAGAUGUUCGGUCUGAGCAGCGAUCAUUACAGCGUCACGCUGCGGCGAUACGCCGGCAUGGCGCUCACCAACCUCACCUUUGGAGACGUGGCCAAUAAGGCCACGCUGUGCUCCAUGAAGGGCUGUAUGAGAGCGAUGGUGGCUCAGCUCAAGUCUGACAGUGAAGACCUGCAGCAG